AUGAAGCCAGCAGCCAGCAGCACCAGCAGCCCCAGCAGCCAGCAGCCAGCAGCCAGCAGCCAGCAGCCAGCGCACAAUGAUGGCUCUUGUCAUGGGUUUCUGGCUCGCUUGACCACACCUGGGAAGGACAGGAGGGCUGCUGGACACCCAGCUGGUCUGUGGAGACAACAACGCCCAAGGAGAGCCAGAGCCAGGGGUUCAACACAGCAGGAGGAGGUGGGAGACAGCAAGUCCCUGGCCUACAACAACCAGAUACAGGAAGUGACAUCAGAACCCAGUAUAGGGGAAGGCCAACCGCAAAAUACAAGGAGGCGGGCCUCCGAGGUAACCAGGAGACGUCUGCAGCACGGAGGAGGGGGGCCGACAGAGAAUGGAGGGCCAGAGGAUGGCAACGGAUCUACGACAAGACUGGGGGACUUUAAACUCAAGUGGUCCGAGACCAAAUCUCCUGUCUCCUACUACAAUUUCAAAGAAGGUAAACAGCUUCUGUACCAGAUCCCCAACAACAAGGUGCUGACCACUAACAUCGUCCUCCUUAGCAACCUAAGGGAGUAUGAUUGCAUCAGCAGCAAGGUCAACCACAGUCCAGGACUGAGGAGGUUGAAAAUUGAGGAGUUUUCCCCCGCUACCUUCCACAUGGAAGUGAGGGAUGAGAGAGAGGUUUUCUUUGCCCAGAGGGAAGCAGGGGCGGGCAUCUUCCUCCUGAAGAACCAGGUUGAUAUCUCAGCCUUUAGACUCAAGCUGCAGAACAUCGCAGAGAGUCAAUGCAACAGGAAGCUGCGUUUUCGCCUGCCCCAGGCAUGCAUCGUGCAGCGGUAUGUCCAGAACACUCUGCUCCUGAAGGCGAGAAAGUUUGACGUGUGCUUUUAUUUCCUCAUUGCCUGCGCCACACUCACACACCUGUUCUUUCACCAUGGUUACCUGCAUUCCUGUGACCUUUAUGACCCCAACUCCCACAACAGCUCUUCCCAUUUGACCAAUCAGUACAAGCAGAAGAAAAACCCUCUGUACAGUGUGCUGAAGGAGGAGACCGUCUGGUUCAUGGACUGA
Molecule: messenger RNA, 1050 nt
Organism: Salvelinus namaycush (lake trout)
Lineage: Eukaryota; Metazoa; Chordata; Actinopteri; Salmoniformes; Salmonidae
Product: protein polyglycylase TTLL10-like
Biological process (GO): protein modification process
Source: RefSeq, a predicted model, not a curated record